Molecule: messenger RNA, 2008 nt
Organism: Ceratotherium simum simum (southern white rhinoceros)
Lineage: Eukaryota; Metazoa; Chordata; Mammalia; Perissodactyla; Rhinocerotidae
Gene: NUCKS1
Product: nuclear casein kinase and cyclin dependent kinase substrate 1
Biological process (GO): double-strand break repair via homologous recombination; interstrand cross-link repair
Cellular component (GO): cytoplasm
Molecular function (GO): double-stranded DNA binding; single-stranded DNA binding
Source: RefSeq, a predicted model, not a curated record
CAGGCCCUAGUGUGUUUGGUUGCACCGCGGCUUUGGCGCAUUUUCGGCUGGUUUGAUUCAUCCAUUUUGAAGAGACGGGGGAGCGGGGGGCUCGUCUGAUUAAGGGGCCCUGAACGAAGGAGCGGCGGAGUUUGAGAAGCCGGCAGCUCGGGGCUCGGCGGCAGCGGCCUCAUCGGCCGAAGUUGGGGGGGGUGGGGCGCCGAGCGCGCGGGGAGGGGGGGGUCCUGGUCUUUGGCUUCUCGACUCGGUCCUGUUUCGACAGCGAACAUGUCUCGGCCUGUCAGAAAUAGGAAGGUCGUUGAUUAUUCACAAUUUCAGGAAUCUGAUGAUGCUGAUGAAGAUUAUGGAAGAGAUUCGGGCCCUCCAACUAAGAAAAUUCGAUCAUCUCCCCGAGAAGCUAAAAAUAAGAGACGAUCUGGAAAGAAUUCACAGGAAGAUAGUGAGGACUCAGAAGAAAAAGAUGUGAAGACCAAGAAGGAUGAUUCUCACUCAGCAGAGGACAGUGAAGAUGAAAAAGAAGAUCAUAAAAAUGUGCGCCAGCAACGGCAGGCUGCCUCUAAAGCAGCUUCUAAACAGAGAGAGAUGCUCAUGGAAGAUGUGGGCAGUGAAGAAGAACAAGAGGAGGAGGAUGAGGCACCAUUCCAGGAGAAUUCCGGCAGUGAUGAAGAUUUCCUAAUGGAAGACGACGAUGAUAGUGACUACGGCAGUUCAAAAAAGAAAAACAAAAAGAUGGUUAAGAAGUCCAAACCUGAGAGAAAAGAAAAGAAAAUGCCCAAACCCAGGCUAAAGGCUACAGUGACACCAAGUCCUGUGAAAGGCAAAGGGAAAGUGGGUCGCCCCACAGCUUCAAAGGCAUCAAAGGAAAAGACUCCUUCUCCCAAAGAAGAAGAUGAGGAACCAGAAAGCCCUCCAGAAAAGAAGACAUCUGCAAGCCCUCCACCGGAGAAAUCUGGGGAUGAAGGGUCCGAAGAUGAAGCCCAGUCUGGGGAGGAUUAGAAGUGAUGAUGGUUUGGGGAGAGGUUUUAUUAAAAAAAGAGGAAAAAAAAGAAAAAAGAAAAGGGGGGGGGGGCAAAAAAAGAAAACCUACUUAAGGUAGAAUAUGGUUUUGGCUAUGGCUUGACUCAUAGGCUUUCAGUGCUUUUUUCCUUUUGUUGAAAAUAACAUUUUCUCUCUUUUUUUUUAAGAAAACCAUUGUAUGUUUAAUUUACCUUUUUGUCUAUUGGUCUUCUCUUUGCCACCAUCCUCUUCCCCAUGAAAGCCACAUCAAAUUAAUCACUGGAUUGACUGCUUCAUCUUUUUAUUUUUAAUGGAAGGUAUACCACAGUUGUAAAGCAAUAAGAUUUGCAUGAACACUAUGGAAAUUUUGCUUUUUGCCAACUGGUAGCAAAUUGAACAGUAAUCAAAAAACAUAGAGGGUUUUACUUAAAAAUGAUUGCUUCUUUCUCUACCUAGACUUUUAAAAAAAAUCAAUUGUCAUCUAAUACGAGUUUAUAUAUCUGUAUACAAAAGUAUGGAUAUCUAAAAAAUCAUGACUUUCAACUUCCACUGAUGGGGCAGAUAGGAGAUAAAGAUGAAUUCUGAAUUGUUACUAAAAGUAUUCAUGUUUUUUACCUUGGGGGCAGGGCAGAGAAUGGGGUUACCUGACCUUGUUUGAGGGUAUGGGUUUUUUUUUUUUUUUACUUCAUCACUUGUUAUCUCAGAGAGACUCAGAGCCAGCGAUCCUUUUAUCCUGCUACAGUCUUUAAGGAACUUAAAAAAAAAAAAAAAGCAAAGGCUGCCAAAACUUAAAUCACUUUUGAUUUUUUAUUUCAUUCUCUAAUGGUUCAUGUUUUAAAAUAUGUAUGUGUCUAUUCUGUUUCUUGGAUAAAAUUUUACCAAGGAUCCAAAAAAGAAAAAAAAAAACCUAGACUCUAAAUGGCAAGAUCUAUAUACAUCACAAUGGAUUUCUUCUCAAACUGACAGUGUUUAGGUUUUAAGCAAAUAAAGUACCAGUUAAUGUGAAACUCAA